This is a messenger RNA of Colletotrichum graminicola M1.001, 234 nucleotides long. RefSeq lists its product as uncharacterized. The transcript has 2 exons. NCBI's taxonomy places the organism in Eukaryota, Fungi, Ascomycota, Sordariomycetes, Glomerellales, Glomerellaceae. Bases 1 to 234 code for a protein of 77 amino acids. The record is from RefSeq and is a predicted model, not a curated record.
AUGAAGGGAGAGAGGACACGGUCGAGAACACGAUGGCGGUGGUCUCCACAAGGCAGUCAGCAACGAUGGGCCGGUUGCUUCGAGGAGAGUGACGGAGAAAAUCACGGACAGGCUUGCACCACCGGGCCCCCUGGAUGCUGCCACCGGCUGUUGGGUGGCAUCUUUCAACGGCACCUAGGCGCAUAUCGAAAUGGACGCCAAGCCAAUAUUUCGGCAGGCGAGGGGCGGCCAUAA